UUCGGUUCCAACAUGCUAAGCUAGUGGUAAUUAUAGAAACAUGCUAACGCUAGCUAGCUUACAGUAUUCUACCGGCUACAAAUAGACUGAGCAGCUGCUGAACUCCAUAGAUGUGCUCAGUUUAGUUUGCGUGUUUUUAUUGUUCAAUAUGUAACUUAGCUAGAAAUUGACGGAUUUGUCAACGCAACUGUUUGUAUUCAGGGACCGAUUCCGGUAGCUACAAUGGCAUCAGAAGCACCUCACAACUUUUCCUGGCUUGAACCUCACAAAUUGGCUGGGCUGGCAAUGCCAAGAAUGCCUGGCCAUUACCAGUACCUGGUGAAUAAUGGUAUCAAACAUUUAGUCACUUUGUCUGAGAGAAAGCCUCCGUAUCAUGACACUUGCCCCGAACUGACUUUGCAUCACAUCAGAAUACACGACUUCUGUGCUCCAACAUUUGAUCAAAUCAAACGCUUCCUGACUAUAGUGGAAGAAGCCAAUACAAAAGGAGAGGGUGUUGCAGUGCACUGUUUGCAUGGCUAUGGAAGAACUGGGACAAUGCUGGCCUGUUACUUGGUGAAAAGUAGAAAACUCAGCGGGAUUGAUGCUAUUAAUGAAAUUAGACGGAUACGGCAUGGAUCCAUUGAAACACGAGAACAGGAACAAAUGGUAGUACAGUUUUACCAGCAAAUUAAGUAAUGAAAUAAAGUUAAAUAAUUAAAAUAAA
Messenger RNA from Astyanax mexicanus (Mexican tetra), 706 nucleotides. It is a transcript of the gene dusp23b, whose product is annotated as dual specificity phosphatase 23b. Gene Ontology annotation, biological process: protein dephosphorylation; cilium assembly. The record is from RefSeq and is a predicted model, not a curated record. Gene Ontology annotation, molecular function: protein tyrosine/serine/threonine phosphatase activity. Bases 223 to 678 code for a protein of 151 amino acids. The transcript is spliced from 3 exons. Lineage: Eukaryota; Metazoa; Chordata; Actinopteri; Characiformes; Acestrorhamphidae.